AUGAGGAUCACCCAUAAAUCAAAGAGAGCUGUGGCUCCGCUACCACAGGUGGUGGAGUUCAUCAACAAACUUGCGGACACCCCCAAUGAAGACCUUCCUGAGGUCCUGUCGCAGAUCGACUCGUGGAAAUGGCCGCGGUCGGACCUGAACGCGUGGAUCAAGGUCCUCAAUAAAUUCGACGAGAUCCUGGAGGAGGCCAUCCGCGACUACGACAUCGACAACCUCCAAGUGAACGUGUUCACCCCCCUCACGAAGAAGACUAUCUGCGAGAUCCUCCGCUUCGAGCGUCUGCUGCUCGAAAACUCGACGAAUAGGAAGACGUUCAACUCUUAUGACCGUCUGAACAAUCUCAUGUUCUCGUCUGAUCUGGACGUGCUCAUCCUCGCUUUAAACCUCUUGCUUCGUCCUGCGCAGCAGUACUCCUCGCAGCCCGCUGUCUCACAUGCUCUCAGCAUCUCCACCCCACGCCUCACAUCACUUGCGAAACGGUGGCCAAACCUUCGCGACUACGACAUCAACCUAGUGGAUUUGGUCUCUGAGAAGGGCAAGGCGCAGAUUGAGGCGCUGCCCACUGAAGCACGCGAGGUGAACUUUGUGUUCUACCGACAAGCGCCAUCUGGUGCUGCGGCAACCAAGGAGAAGGAGAAGGAAAAGGAGAAGCCCGUGGAAGGCGAUGUGUUCGACUCAGUCGCGCAGACUCCUAGUCGGAAGCCAGCGGGGACGGUCGGUGGCGCAAAUACCGCGUCGACGUCUUCUGGCGCGGUGACCAUCCAUAUCGACAGCACAACCAUUCAGUCGAAGCCCGCUAUGGACAUCCUGGCCGACGCCAUCGAGGCGCACAACGUGCCUGAUAGCGAGAAGUUUGAGCUUCUUAUGCGCAUUCGGGGUGCGCAGGUGAUGACGAACGAGCACGCCGCCGACCGCGAGAAGCUGGUGAUCGUCCGGCUCUUGGCGACCGCUAUCUUUGGUCACACGCACUCGGACUCGCAGGCUCAGUCCUCUCUGUUCUUGUACGAGCCUGAUCUGAUCGCGCAUAUUGCGGAGCUCCUGCAGCUUGACCGUGGCGUAGACGGACAGGUGCAGACUGCGUCCGUGGCGGCGCUUGACGCCAUGUCGCGUUACAGGUCGAAGAUCCAGGACGUGCUUACUGCCGUGAACGCUGGAGUGAACCACGGUAUCCUGAUGGCUCUCUUGCGGAAGACUGUCUCCGACGUCGCCCAGCCGACUUCGACUCUGCCCCAAGCGUUCGUGGAGGCGCUCUUCUCGUUCAUCACCUUCCUAGCGACACAUUCUUCGGGCGGGAACAUGAUUGUCGGGGCUGGUCUUGUUCCGGUGCUCAUUCAAGCUAUCGAGAACAGGCUCCCCAACCGUCUCUAUCUCGUGUCGAAGACGAUGCAGCUCCUCGAUAACGUGCUGUAUGGAUACAACAACGCAUUCCAGUUGUUCUGCAACGCACAUGGUGUUGACAUCCUUGUUGACCGUAUUCAGUAUGAGGUUGAUCUCGGCAUUGAGGAGUGGGCCAAUGACGGUACCCCGAACGAUGUCGUCGCAUCCUACGGAAAACUGUCCGUUGCUCGAACGGCAGUACUGAAGCAUACGAUGCGCUCUAUGCACCGAAUGAUGCAGUCGUCAGGAACAUCCGAGGGCCUUCGGGGCCUCCUUGAUUCAUCGCUGCUCAAGUCUGUCAAGAAGGUGCUGCAGAAUCGCGCGAUCUUCGGACCUAGCGUCUUGGGUCUGGCUAUCAACAUCAUGUCUAUCUUCGUGCACAACGAGCCAACGUGCCUUCCAGUCAUCCAGGAAACUGGACUCCCGGAGGCCUUCUACGGCAUCGUCGAGAAGGGUCUUGAGCCAGUCAUCGAGAUCAUCCAAUCCGUACCGAAUGCUAUCGGCGCUCUGUGCCUCAAUCAAGCUGGUCAAGACCAGCUGGCGGCUCGCCCGAACAUUAUUCCCAGCAUCUUCUACAUCUUCACAUCUGAGGAACACCAACGCGUGCUGCAAGAGAAGGAGAAUGCUGUCCUCAUUGGGACCUCGCUCGAGGAACUCAUCCGCCAUCACCCGUCCCUGAAGGACAAGGUCUUCAUCGCGCUGAAGGCGACUAUGGCCAAGAUUGAGGAGCUUGGAAAUUCAUACACGCCCCCGAACGAGAUCAAGCAUCUGUACCGUUUGCAGCCUACAGUACCUGCGCCUUCAGUAGCGCCGGCUGCCGAAACUGGGGCUCCUAUGGAGGUGGAUGCAACGACUGCGGCCACUAGCACGGCAGUGCAGACACCUGUAGAGCCUGCUCCUCUUCCUCCUGCUCGAGAUGACCUGUACAACAGGCCGCAAGAUAACAUCAUCAUUUCAUACAUCGACGUCUUCGGAAAGUUCCUUGAGGGCUUCUUCCAGCAUGUACCUCACUGUCGUGACUUUGUCGCUGAUGCUGAGGGUCUUGACCAUCUGGCGCGGUUGACGGCGCUCCCGUGUUUGCCAUAUGACUUCGCCAAUUCUGUUGGAUCGGAUUCCCUCGUCCAGGUCAUCCGCACUAUGGCUGAGGCUGCGACGACUGAGACCUUGGCGUUCCUGCUCAAGCUCGUGCAGGAUUCCCUGGAGGAGUGCAAGGACUUCUGGGAGUCAAUGGAGGAGCGGCCGAAGCUGCUAUCUCUGGUGGAGUUUGCUGCUGGCGAGGACGAGCAGAAGGCGAACGAACGCUUCCGCAAACUCGUUACCCUCCAUGUUCGCACGUCCCUGCUUUCUGACAUCUAUGCUACUGCAGGAUACUCUCACGGGCGCGCAAGCGCUACGCUUCUGCAGGCUUUGCUGGGUCACAAGCCAUCCACUCUUGCCGAUCUAGGCUCACUCCAUAGAAGCUGCAUCUGGGAGAACAUCGUGCUUAAGGCCACUUUGUCGGCGCAAGAUGCCAGUGCAACGCCCCCACCGGCCCCGACUCCCUCCGCGCCCCCAGGUCAGGAGCCCCCGGCGUCGACUGCCACAGGUUCGCUCGUUGUCACGAGUUCGUCCACUGUUGUGAGCGCCAAUGGAGCAGCCACGGCCGACGCCCCGGCACCGGUGCCCUUCGUGAAGAAAGAGGAGAAGCCAAGGGACAAGAACGCGGCUGGCCUUAGGCAUCUCGUUAGCCAGAUGCCGUCGGCUCUGUCACCGUUCUUCCAAUCGGUGGUGAGGUUGUUCCAGACGCGCCGCAGCAGCGAUGUUGCGCAGAAGCAGAAGAUCAGGGAAGCUGCGGGGAUUUUGGCUGACGUUCUCGUCCAACACCUCGGUCCUCAAACCUUGAGUGAUAAGCUGUGCCUCUUUGCAUACUACACCACCAUGCUGAGCACGACGACGGUUUUACUGGUCGACGAGCGACCGUCGCAGAGGGUGCUUCAUACUGUCCUCCUUGCUGCGUUCGCGCGAGUGGGUGGCCUUGACUCUCUGUUCACAUUGUGUAGCGAGUUCGUGGCGACUGUCGACGCCGUUACGUCAGUGCACGCGGACCAACGGACGGAGAUCAUGAAGCAGGAACUCACUCAUGCUUACGGCGGUCUCAAGGUUUCCCUAGUCUUGCUGCAGCCUCUCGUAUCGUCUCGUCCGCUCUUCGACUCCACUCAGACCCCUAUGGCCAUCACAACGGACAAGAAGGACACGGAUGCAGAGUACUUCGAGCCUCACAACUUCCUGGUUCGCAUGCGCCUCGCUGCUCUGCCGCUCAUCCGCACUAUCUGGGAGUCGUCCUGGCUUACCGCAGCUCCCAUCAGCGUCAGCAAGACGGUCGUUCAGGUUGUGAUGGAGAUCCUCAACGCAGAGAACGAGGAGGCGAAAGACGUUCAGAGUGCUGCUUCGCUCCUAGGCGGCGGCGGCGGCAACAUCCCGAUGCCUCGUAUGGCCGCGCCUAACCCCGACGAGAACCGCAUCCAGCAGCUGGUCGACAUGGGCUUCCCGCGGUCUGCCGCUGAGCGGGCUCUGGUUCGCACUCGGAACAACGUGGCUGCGGCGACUGAGCUGUUGCUUGCCCAUCCAUAUCCGUUCCCUCCAGAUCCUGAGCCGGCGCAUCUGCCACCACUGCCUGUCGCCGAACCGGCGCCUCCUGUUGCAGAUGGUGACAUUGAAGCCGUCCCCGCCGAAGGUCAAGACGAUGUUCCCGCAGAAGCUCCAGCUGAUCCCCUGGCGGAACCUGUGGCGGAUGCCACAGCAGAGGCCGAAGUGCAAGGGAGCACUGGAAGCGCCACCCCCGAGGGAUCUUCCGAGACCAUUGCGGAGGGUUCGGCUGAGCAGUCCUCCGAAGCUGUAGAAGGAGCUGGGGAAGGCUCCAGCGCUGCUGCAGAACAGGAGCCUGCUGUCCCUGGUAAGAGCACCGAGGAGUGGUUGAAGGAGCUGAACGCGGCUCGGGAGCCCUUCAAGGAAGAACUGGGCCGGCGUGUACUGAGCCUGGUCGACGAACAUCCUUCGCUGGUCUUCGACGUCCAGAAGGUUUUCGUGGGCCCUGCAAGCGAGUACCGGACGCAAGCCGUCAAGGCAUUGAUCGACGACAUCCACGCGUUCUCCCCCAAGGCAUACGAUGUACAAGAGCAGCCUCUAUUCGUCCGCUGUCAUCUCCUCGCGCUCGUGUUGGGCGACACCUCCUCUCCGGCUGCCCAAAUGGCGGAUAAGGAGGCGGAGAGCCUCAUGAACGUCUUGUUGUCGUUGCUCCUGACGAACCCGGGUGAGGGCGGUCACCCUGUCAUCCCGAAGUGGCUGCCUGCGCAACUGCUCGUGAUCGAGUGUUUGCUGGUCAUAGGCGAGGCCCCUCGUUCGAUUACCUUGCCGAAAGAGGACGAACCGAUAGUCCGCGAGCCAAUCGCUCAGGGCACUCGCCACGCGGAAGCGCGUAACGCCCUCUUCGAGUUUUGCAUGCGUCUGCUCGCCGUGCCCACGCUCCCGAAGGACGAGCUUAUCUCCGCUCUGAGGAUAUUGGUUCUCCUCACCCGAGACUCCAGUGUUGCGGAGGGUUUCGUCAAGCGCGGUGGCGUUGCGAUGCUCUUCCAAUACAUGAAGAUCUCAUCCGGGACGCAGAGCGGCGCCGGAAUCCAGUCGUAUAUCGCCAUCAUCAUGCGGCAUAUCGUGGAGAACCCUACGAUCCUCCAGCACGUCAUGCGCCAACAGCUGCGUCAGUUCUUCUCUCAUCCACGCACCCGUGUCGUCGAUGUCGGAACCUUCGUCUCUGGCUGCAACUCCGCUGCUCUGCGCGAUCCAGAGGCGUUUGUCAAGGUCACCGAGGACUUGUGCCAGAUCUCGAAUCCGUACACUCCCACGAAGACGAUCACCCUUAAGCCAGCUGCUACGUCGGCGGCGCCGUCUCAACAGGCGACUGCUGGCGAGAAGGGCGAGAAGACCGACAACGCUGAUGACAAGAACAACGAGAUGCAGGUCGACGAAACGCCAGCACAACCUGCGCAGUACGCUCCCUCCGACACCAUCGAGACCCUCAUCCACUACCUGAUUGGAGAGCUUACAAGAACCGUGAAGACGGACUUGCACCCGGAGAAUGCUCCCGCGGACACGAGCAAGCCUGUGGAUGUGCCGGCCACGGCGGAGGUGCAUACGGAGAGCGGCCAGCCCUCUACCGAGGUCAAGCCCCCUCAAGAUCCAGUCGACUACACCUAUCCUUGUUUCAUCAUGCAGGUCAUCACCGAGCUGCUCUUCUCCUACGACGCUUGCAAGAUCGCCUUCCUGUCGUAUUCGCCCAAAAAGCGCAACCAGACGCCUGCCAAGGAGGGUUCCACUAAGCACAGAACCGCUGCUAUCCAAUUCCUGCUGUCUGACCUGCUCACGUUCGGUACGAUUAACCCGCAACCUCCCGCCGACGCUCGCAAGCAGAUUACGCUCUGCAACUGGGCGAUGUCGGUCAUCGUCGCUCUUUGCGUCGACACCACGGUUACGCAAGACAUCAAGGACGUCCCUACUGAGCUCGUCUCCAUCCGCAAGUUCGUUCUAGAGGCGAUCAGCCGCGCCUUGAAGGAUCUGCCCACUUCGGAGAACACGGAGAGCCGCUACAGCCGCCUCCUUGCGCUUUCUGACUUGUGCCAUCGCCUCUUGACCGUUCGCUUCAACAGUGGGAAGAAGGCUGGCGACGAGGUCCCGACUCACAUUGCGAAAGUCAUGCUCGAGAAGAACUUCGUCUCCACCCUCACCAACGUUCUUGCGGAAGUCGAUCUCAACUAUCCCAACAUCCGCAACGUCGUCUCCUCCGUACUGCGCCCUCUGGAGUAUCUCACAAAAGUCGCGAUGAAGAUGAGCCGCGUCUCCGACAAGGUGAAGGAGCUCCCAGAAGAGGAGGUUGAAAGCUCUGAAUCCGAUCUCUCCGAGGAAGAGGACGAAGAGGACGAAGAAGACGACGACGAGACGGAGAACCCUGAGAACGACGCAGCUACCGACUUGUACCGCAACUCUUCGCUGGGCCUGUUCGGCGGAGAAAUGGAGGACGUUCACUACGACGACGAAGACAUGGAUGACGACGGUGAAGAUGACGAGGAUGACGACGUAGAGAUGGACUUCGGCGACGAGACAGGCAGCGAAGAUACUUCUGCAACCGACGAUGACGUGGAAGGGGCACUUGGCGAUGAAGGCGAGUCCGAGGAUGAAUGGCACGACGAAGAGGAGGAGGAAGAGGCCGGCCUAGUCGAGAACGAGGGUGAGCCUAUGGAUGACGACGCCGAGGACGAAGAAGAAGAAGACGAAGGCGACGAAGUAAUGUGGCAGGAUAUUGCCGUAGGCGACGGCGACGGCGAAGAUCCUGGUGACGAAGGCGACGAGGAAGACGCUGGUGACAUGCCUAUCCCACCGAUGGGCAUGGAUGAUGAAGCAGAUGUACUCUCUGAGGGCGACGACGAGUUCGCAGAUGAGCUCGGCCUUGUCGAUGAGGCUCAUCCAGGCCCCAAUCUCUUCGACUUGGCCGCAGGAGUUGCAAAUGCUCUUGCCACUGGUCCAUUCACCGCCGGACUUGGCGGUGGUGCAGAAGGCCAUCCUGUCAUGUGGACAGGUUCCGUGCGAUCAUCUCGUCGCCGUGUUGCUGACGACGACUUGGAGAUCUUCGGACGCCCCCGUAAUCUUCCUGCCGCAUCUGCCGAGAACGUUACCCACCCGCUUCUCCUUGAUCCCGCUACCAGCGCGGCUCGGUCAUCUCAGGCGAGAUCGUCACGGCGAGGACAAAGAACCCUGCUAGCUGGAGGACUCGACGCUCAGAUCUUUGACGACACAUGGGGAGAGGGGGCAACCCAGCUGCUCCAGCAUAUCCUCUCGCACGGACACGCGAUCGGUAACGAAGCCUUGCACAUCAAUGUUCCUGCUGGAGUGCUUGGCUCACUGAACCGCAACGGUCGCGCGGGUGCUAUUUCAGCCUCCAUCCGCCUGGAGAGGGCUCCGAGGCCUGGAGAUGCACGGACGGAAGGUCGAUCUCUCGAACCUCUACUCACUACGCAACGGUGGGGCGAGGAAGCCAAAAUGCUCCAUGGCAGGUUCGAGCAGACACGGCUGUCCAAGUUGCAGAACCAUGUGAUCAUUGCUCUUCUUCCGGCUGCAAUUGAGGCGUACAAGAAAGCCAAGGAGGCUGAAGAGCGAGAGCAAGCACGUCAACGCGAAGAGGAGGCACGGGUAGCGGAAGCCGCCGCGAAGAAGGAACAGGAGGAGCGCGAAGCCGCCGAGAAGGCAAAACAAGAAGAGGAAGCCAAAGCUGCUGCAGAGGCAGAGGCCGCUGCCUUGCAAGCCGCUGCGGACGCCACAUCCUCCGCAGCCACGGAUCCGGACGUAGAGAUGGCAGACGCGACAGAGGAGAAUGUCGAGGCGAGCGCUGAGACACCAGUCGAAGAAAACGGCCCCGACGCCGCAGAGUCGUCAACACGCCAGGAAGAAGCUGCAGCGCCUGAGAGAAUCAUGGUCACCAUCCACGGCAAUCCCGUUGAUAUCACCGACACCGGCAUCGACCCUACCUUCCUAGAGGCACUGCCCGAUGACAUGCGCGAGGAGGUUCUCAACCAGCAUGUCCGUGAUCGGCGAGCGGCCCAAGUCGAGCGUCCCGCCGAUUCGCAGAUCAGCGCAGAGUUCCUCGAAGCUCUCCCUCCGGAUAUUCGUGCGGAGAUCAUUCAACAAGAAGCUGUCGAACGGGCACAACGGGUACGAGCUGAGCAGGCUAUGCCACAGCCGGCUGGGGCUGGUGUCGAUAUCGAUCCCGCUACUUUCAUCGCCAGCUUGGACCCUCAACUACGCCAAGUUGUGCUGAUGGAUUCUGACGACGUCUUCAUCCAGAGUCUUCCGUCGCACAUGAUUGCCGAGGCGAACAUCCACAGAGAGCACGGCCGCCCGUCAAGAACUCGACAUGUCGCUCCCGAUCAGGCUGCACGCGCGGCUCAGCCCCAGGCGGCUCCACCCACCAAAGCUCUGCCGUCCCGCGAUGCCAUUCAACUCCUCGACAAGUCUGCGCUUGCCGCACUGCUCCGUCUUCUCUUCUACCCCCACGUGCUCAAGAAGAACCUCCUCUACAAGGUGCUCGUCAACCUGUGCGAGAACGCCAAAUCCCGCACGGAUCUGUUCAACUUGCUCCUAAGCAUCCUCCAAGACGGUUCUGGUGAUCUAGCUUCGAUCGACAAGAGCUUCGCGCAGAUGUCUGUCCGCCACUCCAAGAGCACUGCUCCUCAGACGCCGAAGGCUGUGGGGAAACAGCGUGUCCCCACUGACUACUUCGGCUCGCUGUCCUUGCCUCAGAAUGAUGUCGUACCGGAGCUGAUCGUGCAACGCUGUCUGGAGGCUCUUACUUACGUCGUCAGCUCUAACGAGCUCUCGUCUCUGUUCUUCCUCACGGAACAUGAGCUUCCUUUCGGUCUCCGCCGCAGUGCGUCGAAGAAGGGCAAGGGCAAGGAGAAGCCAGCACCUCAGACACACUUCCCCAUCGUUCUCCUGUUGAGUCUUCUUGAUCGUCCCUCGAUACUGCGUACUCCCUCCAUCGUCGAAUCCGUUGUUGCUCUCUUGGCGACAGUCACCCGCCCCCUUGCUGGCUUGAAGAGCAAGAAGGACGAGGCAGCAGAGGGUAGCAAGGCAGCAGCAUCACCAGCAGCUGUUCAGCCGGCGCCAGGUACAUCCGAGCAAGCUGCAGUGUCACCCCCAGCAGUACCAGCUUCGGGCAGCGCUGCUCCAUCCAGCGCACCUGCUGCCUCGGCAACCGCGACCGCCACGGCGUCAGCAGCGCCUCCAGCGCCUCCAGCUGCAGAUGCUCCCAAGCAGCCCACGACCAUCGAGGAGAAGGUUCUUCUCGCAAAUCCGCCUCACAUUCCUCAUCAUGUUCUUCGACUGAUUGUCAACGUCCUCACGGCUGGCGAGUGCUCCGGACGCACGUUCGCGCAAAGCCUGUCCCUCAUCCAGCAUCUGUCCUUCAUUCCUGACGCACGGGAGGUCAUCGCUUCGGAACUCCGAGCGCGUGCACAGGAGUUCGGACAGAGCUUGCAUUCUGCCCUCGCCGAGCUCUCCGUAGCGUUGCGUGACGCUGAGGCUGAUCCCGAUGCGCUGGCGACCAUCAUCGCCUCCAAGUUCUCUACUGCAUCCUCCGACCAAGCCAAGUUGCUCCGGGUCCUGAAGACGAUCGACUACAUGUACUCGCCCAAGACCCCAGGAAACACCUCAGACGCUGAUAUUGAGAAGGUCCAAGGCAUCUACGAGAGCUUCCGGUUCUCCUCCCUGUGGCAACGUCUUGGGGACUGCCUAUCCAUCAUCGAGGAGAAGCCCGAGAUGGAGCACAUCGCGACCGUCCUGCUGCCGCUCAUCGAGUCCCUGAUGGUCGUCUGCAAGUAUGUAGGCCCGAAGAGCCCCUCAGGUGCCACCACCCGCGCUCUCCGCGGCUCAGCGUCACCCCGCUCUCCAUCGACCGCUCGCGAGUCCAUGGAGGACCUCUUCGUCAGCUUCACGGACGCUCAUCGGAAGGUCUUGAACCUCAUGGUCCGCAACAACCCAUCACUCAUGAGCGGCUCGUUCUCGCUUCUGGUGCACAACCCGCGCGUGCUCGACUUCGACAACAAGCGGAACUACUUCAACCAGCAACUGCAUCGCCGGCCACACAACCGGGAGCACCACGGCACGCUGCAGCUCAACGUACGGCGACAGCGCGUGUUCGAGGACAGCUUCCAGUACCUGCAGCGGAAGACGGGCGACCAGAUCAAGUACGGGAAGCUGAGCGUGCGCUUCUAUGACGAGGAGGGAGUUGACGCGGGUGGCGUGACGCGCGAGUGGUUCCAGAUCCUGGCGCGGCAGAUGUUCGACCCGAACUACGCGCUCUUCCAGCCGUGCGCGGUCGACAAGCUUACGUACCAGCCGAACCGCGCGUCGUGGGUGAACCCGGAGCACCUCUCGUUCUUCAAGUUCGUCGGGCGCGUGAUUGGCAAGGCCAUCUACGACGGGCGGCUGCUCGACGCGUACUUUGCGCGCAGCAUCUACAAGCAGCUGCUCGGCAAGCCGGUGGACUACAAGGACGUCGAGUGGGUCGACCCGGAGUACUACAACUCGCUCGUGUGGAUCCUCGAGAACGACCCUAGCCCCUUGGACCUCACCUUCAGCGUCGAGGCGGAUGAGUUUGGAGUGACGAAGCUUGUGGAGCUGAAGGAGGGCGGCGCGACGAUCCCUGUCACGCAGGAGAACAAGAAGGAGUUCGUGCAGCUAUCUGCCAACUACCGCCUGUACUCGUCCAUCAAGGAGCAGAUCGAGGCGCUCUUGACUGGCUUCUACGAGAUCAUCCCGAAGGACCUUGGCUCAAUCUUCAACGAGCGCGAGCUCGAGCUGCUGAUCUCCGGUACUCCCGACAUCGACGUCGACGAGUGGCGCUCUGCGACCGAGUACAACGGCUACACAGGCUCGGACCCCGUCAUCGUAUGGUGGUGGCGCGCGCUCAAGUCGUUCACGCGUGAGGAGCGGGCCAAGGUGCUCAGCUUCGCAACGGGCACAUCGCGCGUUCCUCUCGGCGGCUUCGUCGACCUGCAGGGCGUCCAGGGCACUCAGAGGUUCUCGAUCCACAAGGCGUAUGGCGACACGGACCGUCUUCCUCAAGCGCACACAUGCUUCAACCAGAUCGACCUUCCGCAGUACUCGUCGUACGAAAUGCUCCGACAGCAGGUCCUCCUCGCAAUCAACGAGGGUGGAGAAGGCUUCGGGUUCGCAUAGGCACGCACGCACGCACACAUCGCAGGACACCUCCUUGGUACUAUCAGUCGCAGUCCAUCCCGGCAGUCGUAGGCACGUAAUGAACUAGAAUCAGCAUCCGCACCAUCUGUACAUAUACUACACCCGCAUAUCCAACGUUAACGAAUCGUAUCCG
Messenger RNA from Trametes versicolor FP-101664 SS1, 11302 nucleotides. RefSeq lists its product as uncharacterized. Bases 1 to 11148 code for a protein of 3715 amino acids. NCBI's taxonomy places the organism in Eukaryota, Fungi, Basidiomycota, Agaricomycetes, Polyporales, Polyporaceae. Gene Ontology annotation, molecular function: protein binding; ubiquitin-protein transferase activity. The transcript has 23 exons. The record is from RefSeq and is a predicted model, not a curated record. Gene Ontology annotation, biological process: proteasome-mediated ubiquitin-dependent protein catabolic process; positive regulation of protein catabolic process; protein polyubiquitination.